AACUCGCCUCAACUCACUGAGUCCCAAACUCUAGCCCAACUUGCUCUCUCACUCCUCUCUCUCUUCUCCAUCUGUAUUCUUUGUCAAAUCUCAACACCAAAAAUUCAACUCUUCUUUCUCCAUUUCUUCUUCUCUUUUUCUCAUUUUUCUCUAAUUUUCUUUUUCAAAUUUUAUUUUUUUUGUUAUUUUUUUGUUUUUUAAUGUCAAAAUAAAAUAAUAAAUACACAUUUUAGCCUUCUUUUUUUUCUUAUUUAUAAUUAAGAUUUAAUUAAAAAAAUAAAUAUGUCAUCAUCAAAUCCUCGAACAGUGGAAGAGAUCUUCAAGGAUUUCAGCGCUCGUCGUGCUGCUAUUGUUCGUGCUCUCACUUCUGAUGUUGACGAAUUUUAUGGACUUUGUGAUCCCGAAAAGGAGAAUUUAUGUUUGUAUGGGCACCCAAAUGAAUCAUGGGAAGUCAAUCUCCCUGCAGAAGAAGUUCCACCAGAGCUUCCUGAGCCUGCUCUUGGAAUAAACUUUGCAAGGGAUGGAAUGAACAGAAGAGAUUGGCUUUCACUUGUUGCUGUGCAUAGUGAUUGUUGGUUGUUAUCUGUGGCUUUCUAUUUUGGUGCCCGUCUUAACCGCAAUGAAAGGAAGCGUAUAUUUAGUAUGAUAAAUGAACUUCCAACUGUCUUUGAAGUUGUGACUGAAAAGAAGCCGGUAAAGGACAAGCCUAGUGUGGAUAGUAGUAGCAAGCCCCGCGGAAGCACUAAGAGAACAAGUGAAGGUCAGGUGAAGAGCAAUCCCAAGCUGGCAGAUGAGGGCUACGAAGAUGAUGACGAGGAGCAGGGUGAAACACUGUGUGGUAGCUGUGGAGGUAAUUACAGUGCGGAUGAAUUUUGGAUUUGUUGUGAUAUUUGUGAACGGUGGUUCCAUGGAAAAUGCGUGAAGAUAACUCCUGCCAAAGCUGAAAGCAUUAAGCAAUACAAGUGUCCAUCGUGCAGCAUGAAGAAAGCAGGCCGUAGUCAUUGAUGCUAUAAAAGGACCAGAAACAUUCUUACUACAUGGGGUUGCUGACAUAGUAUAGCAAAUACUAUCUUUAAAAAGUAUGAUUCUCUAGUUAAAUCUGUUGCGACGAGAUGAUUGUUUGUCUAUACAACACUUGUUUAAUGUGAUUGAAGUUUUUCAUAUCUGGGAGUCCUUGUAUUCUCUUGUAUUUUGUUGUAUCAGAUAACAGUUUGGUUUGUGAUACAUAUAUUUGUAUUUUGUAUCAGUAGAGUUUAGCAUAUCAUCCCCAGAUGUGAGUAAAGCAUAGGCUAUAUUCUUAAGAUUUAAUUAAGGCAUACACUGAAUUUAUGAAAAUCUGCUUCAAAACUUUUAUUUAUUUAUAUUUAUUUUUGAA
Messenger RNA from Amaranthus tricolor (Joseph's coat), 1375 nucleotides. RefSeq names its product PHD finger protein ALFIN-LIKE 1-like. The coding region runs from base 283 to 1005 and encodes 240 amino acids. Gene Ontology annotation, cellular component: nucleus. Gene Ontology annotation, molecular function: histone binding; transcription cis-regulatory region binding; transcription coregulator activity. NCBI's taxonomy places the organism in Eukaryota, Viridiplantae, Streptophyta, Magnoliopsida, Caryophyllales, Amaranthaceae. The record is from RefSeq and is a predicted model, not a curated record. The transcript is spliced from 5 exons. Gene Ontology annotation, biological process: regulation of DNA-templated transcription.